AGUCAAUGUACAACCUUUUUCUUUUAUUUCCAGAUUUAUUCUAAACUGAUGUCAAAAGGACUGCUGCAUUAUUGAUUCAUUUUGAAACAUCAAUGGCUGAAGGCAGUAACAUCUUGAGAACUGCGUCAGGACAAAUCACUGAGGAGUGUGUUCCUAACUACUUGGGGAUUGACUACAGUUAUCAGUCGGACGUGGACUACAUCAAGUGUGUGGACAAUUGCCAAAACAGCUCCACUAUUAAGCGACUAAGCCUUAAGAGGCGGCCCAGAGUGGCUGUCAAUAAUGCAGCAAAAGCACAGUGUGGUAAUUCAUCCUGCCAGUUACAUUCUGAAGAAUCCUCGUUAUCAUCUAGCAUUGAUGAUAAAAGACAAUUGGGCAUUUCUUCUUCAACCAGAGGUCGACCACCACUUCCUCCUCCACAUGGUUCCUCCUUGGAUAACAAGCUGUCAAGGAAUGAGGGACCAGCAAAGUCUCAAAUACUUCCUGAGUCAGAGCAUCAGCCUCCUGUAAGAUAUCUUGCUUUACAAAGACAAAGUCCUACAUUGGAGAGCCACAAGCAGUUGGAGGAGAAGGUGACCAGCCGUCCUCCCCCUCAGCCCCAACCCCGGCGACGACUGGCUAGCUUUGGAGGAGUAAGCUCCACUGGGUCACUUUCCCCCUUCACUGGCCUGGGGGCAUAUAAUCAAAACAACAAUGGGAACAAGCCUACUAGCACAGGGGUUGGUAUGCAAGUCCAACUCACCUCAUCCCUUGGCACCAGAGGUAGCACAGGGUGCCUGAGAUUGAGCCCACAGAGCUCUGGUAGAUCCACUCCAGUUACAAGUCAUGGUUCCAUGCACCUGCAACAUGUCCGUGACCAGAUGGUGGUAGCUCUGCAGAGGCUGAAGGAGCUGGAGGAGCAGGUGAAAAUCAUUCCUAUUCUCCAGAUAAAAAUCUCAGUCCUUCAGGAGGAAAAGAGGCAACUUGUCUCUCAGCUCAAGAACCAGAGUGACAAUGAGGAUCAUGAAGUGAUCUGGAGGAGAACUAACAGCAUGGAAAGGUCUGAUGUUGAGAACAAGGUUAAUACUGAAGAGGCACACAUGGUGCGAAGUGACCUCACCGACCUCAGGGAAAUCAGAAAACUAACUGAAGAGAUGCAGGCAUUGGAAAGAACAAUCAAGGGUGGACAUUUGCAAGCAUGGAAUGGGAAAGGUCACAGCCCUCUGUAUGACAAAGCAGUUGCAGAUUGUAAUGAUGAAGGUAUCACAUUUUCGAAACCUGUAAAAGAAAACAAAUAUGUGAACACUAAUCAGGUAGAGACCAGGUCCAUUGCAACAGAGGUGUCAGAAAUUAAUCUUGGAAUUUACACAGACAGAGAAGCAGAGCUUGAUGCCCAACAACUAAUAAUUUGUGCUCUGAAAGAGACAAUUUCUGACUUGGAAGCAGAAUUGAAAGAAUCAGCCCUCCAGACAGAGAUGAGCCGCCUGAAACUGGAGCUUCAGGCCGCAGGAGCUAGGAACCGAGCUGAUAAAGCAUCUCUUGCUAGGCCGUCCACUGUGAGCACCGGCAUCGAAGUGAGGCCUGACACCACAUCCCAGGGAGUUGGUAAUCACACAGAGGUCCAGGAUACCGGCACAGGGGAGGCAACAGAGGUGAAGAGUGUGGGAGUAUCUUGUUGUGGACCUGAUCUGAAGAAUGCUUGCACAGGACCAAAUGUUCCCAUGAGCCACUGGGAGGUCAGAGAGCGAGUUAAGACCAGGGAAAAGGGUGUAGGGAUUCAGGUUUCUACAAACACACAAGGAGUUAUGACAGAGAUAAAGUUGUGUGAUGCAGAAACCAACACAGAGGUACCAGUGGAGAUUCUUGGCUCAAAGAAAGGAAAAACUGAGUAUCAUUCAGUGGCUUGUGGGGACUGUUCUGUUGAUGUGAUCAUCUGUGAACCAAAGGAACUGGUUUCUGAAGGUAUGGGCACAGAUCCUGUCAGAAGAGCUGAUCUGGGAAUCAUGGUAGCACCAGUGACAUUUUCACAGCGUACAAACACUGUAUCAAGCUCAGUGUCUCGCUUUACCAACACAAGACAUGCAUUCAACACAGACUCCAGCACUAAUACUCUCCUCAGUACCCAAGACAAGCACACCAAUACCACUCAGACUGUCACUAGGGCUGUGUCAGUAGGGAACAGGGUCAGAGACAUCAACUGCACCCCGGAGACCCGUACGUUUGGUGUUGGAACUGCAAAUCUGGUAGGAAAUGCCUUAAAGCAAACACCAGGGAAAGUCGCCAAGGUAACCCGAGACACUGGAGUUGGGUUCACAAACAUUAAUGACAAUUUCCUGGUUGGACUGAAAACUCGAAAUAUGGCCUCUGGACCAUCUCAUCUACCUGACCCUAUCAAGACAAGAAGUAUCGGUGUAGGAGAGGGGAGGAUACGGGAUUUGGCAGCUUCAUGCAGUACACCUUGCCAAUCUACACAUUCUCCAUGGGACCCUGAGCUUAACCACUAUAUAGAAAAGAUGCAGAUGCUCCUGGGGGAGGAUGGGGACCUGCAGACAGAUGACUGCGCUAAGCAAUAUAGCAGUCGAGGAAAUGGCAGCUCCAAGUUGUCCUGCAAUAACAAUGCUGUUGCAAAACGAGGGAAAGAGGUCCAUCAUUUUGAUUCUCAACAACCAGUCAGUGGAGAGUGUGAAACUCCAUCUCAACGUUCAGUCCACUCUUCUCAAUGUGACAAAACAAACCCAGGAAUCUGCCAACAGGGCGGCAAUGAUUCUGAGGUGAAAAGAAUGAUACAGAUGUUAGAACAACAGGCAUCCUCUGCUCUGCAAGACAGGUCAGCCAAUCCUGGCGUGCUGCGGUCUGUGAUAAAGAAACAGAAUGGUGACCAAGGCUGUAGCAGCAACAGGAAGAGCAUGAAGUUCAUGAGGGUAACAACAGGACUGGACCCCAUGAUGUCUUACGAGCUUGCUGUCAGCGAGAAGGAAGUGGAAAAGACAGGAAACAAAAAACUGAGGGAACCGUCUCACGAUGGAACACAAGCAAGAAAGAGCAAAGGAUGCUGCAACAAGGGAUCGAAAGGGUCUGUAAAGUCACCCACCCAACAAAGGUGUAAGUUAAGUGAAAAGAUUUUUUCUGCUUGUCAAGCCUUAAAGAUGCACCUGAGUGAUGACACAGCUUUAUCCAGCAAGGAAUUGCACAACUGUCUACAAACACUCCAGCAAGAGUGGUUCUCUGUGUCCAGCCACAAGUGUGCUGCUCCUGACACUGUGGACGACCACUUGUUCUCGUUUCGGAUCAUUUCACCGACAGUAUUGCAACAUAUAGCAAAUAUGGCUGACGGCAAUGGAAACACAGCUCUGCACUACAGCGUGUCUCACUCCAACUUUCGAAUUGUCAAGAAAUUGCUUGAUGCAGAAGUGUGCAAUGUGAAUAAGCAGAACAAAGCAGGUUACACACCUAUCAUGCUUGCUGCACUUGCGGCUGUGGAAACUCCAGAGGACAUGAGAGUUGUGGAGCAGCUCUUCACAAGAGGAGAUGUCAACGCCAAGGCCAGCCAGGCCGGUCAGACAGCUCUGAUGCUGGCAGUGAGCCAUGGCAGAAUGGGCAUGGUGCAGGCCCUCCUGGCACAGGGGGCGGAGGUCAAUCUCCAGGACGAUGAGGGUUCGUCUGCGCUGAUGUGUGCAAGCGAGCAUGGGCACGCUGACAUCGUCAAACUACUUCUGGCGCAGCCAGACUGCGACACGACCCUGACUGACGGUGAUGACAGCACAGCCCUGUCCAUCGCACUGGAGGCAGGACAUAAUGACAUUGCAGUGCUCCUUUAUGCUCAUGCCAACUUCUCCAGAGGACAGGCAGGGCAGGCAGCUGCCCGUCACAGUGGAAGCUCUCUCUCCUCCUCUGGCGGUAGAAAUAAUUUGGAAUAAUGUGAUGGCCCGAAGCCUGAAUGGAUUCUUCAUGAGUCAUAUUUAUGAGUCAUUCAGUAUCAAUGCUCUCAUAACAAAGAGGCAGAUUCAACGGUGUACCCACCAAGUUGGUAAAAGCGUUUUUUUUAACGAUCAUAAUUCAACAGUUGACAGGAUACUAGUCAUUAUUCAGGGACCUGUGUUGUAGUAUUGCAUUUGUAUUACUUGACAUUGUGUAUCAUAUUACAACUCGGCAGGUGAUAUAUGCAUGGCAGAGUAUAUUACUGAUGUGUAUUCAUUAAAGAUAAGAAUUUAUGAUGUAUCCUACAGUUAUUUGUUACAUACAUUACUUUAGCAUUUUUGCAAACAAUAUUUAAAUUUCCAAUAUUUUACAACUUAAGACAACUAAAAAUGUUUUAUAGUUCAAAUAGCUUCAUAGAAUAAUAGAAUAUAAAUAAGUUAACGUAUAGGUCUAAUCUAAAAAAGACAUUGGGAACUUUUCCAUAUUUUCAUUGUAAUGUAAAAGAGAAGAUUUAUUUGUAUUAAUGAGUUGAUGUCUUGCUGUAUGUCAUUGCUUUACGAAAAGAAUUCCGAUGCAUGUUAAAUAUUUUAAACUGAUAUAUUGUUGAUUACACGUGAAGAAGUAUUUCCGCACUUUAGGAAAUAUGCUUAUUUGCUUUCGGAAUGAGAGUUUAAUGAGAAGAUUGACAUUGUUCUCACAUCUGUUAAUCAGGAAGCCCGCUGGGUUGUGGUACAAAUAACACAAACAAGUGAUAAUAGAUUAAUAAGUGCCCUUUAGUUGCUUUUGAACACAAAUUUGGCUUCUGACUGCAUCUUCAUAUUUAACAGACAGAUAUGAGAGUCCUAUUGGGCUUGUCCUCUGAAAAUGAAUGUCAAACUACUCCUUUAAGGGGCGUCUACAUUAAAAUGAGUUUUGACUGAUGAAGCCAAAAGUGUCUUCUUGUCACUUGACUGUUAAACAUUUCUUUCAAGUUGAAUUAAAUGUUUGUGUGUACACUUAAAAUCCUGUACAGUAGAUGAAGUGUUGUACAUUUACAGUAUCGUUUUACAGUGUAAGCUACACUAUGUUGUGUGCACCUUACUUUACUAAGGUAUACACAUUUUACACGAGUCUCGCAUUACGUCCAGUUCUUUAAGUG
Scophthalmus maximus (turbot) is the source of this 5035-nucleotide messenger RNA. Its product is annotated as KN motif and ankyrin repeat domain-containing protein 1-like. Gene Ontology annotation, molecular function: protein binding. The record is from RefSeq and is a predicted model, not a curated record. Gene Ontology annotation, biological process: negative regulation of actin filament polymerization. The transcript has 11 exons. Lineage: Eukaryota; Metazoa; Chordata; Actinopteri; Pleuronectiformes; Scophthalmidae. Gene Ontology annotation, cellular component: cytoskeleton; cytoplasm. The coding region runs from base 93 to 3896 and encodes 1267 amino acids.